This is a messenger RNA of Procambarus clarkii (red swamp crayfish), 294 nucleotides long. The record is from RefSeq and is a predicted model, not a curated record. Lineage: Eukaryota; Metazoa; Arthropoda; Malacostraca; Decapoda; Cambaridae.
GAUAUAGGAGAUAAGGUACGUCUGGAAACGCAAUAAAUAUUAUUAAGAUGUGGCAACUGACCGGUGACUCGAGGUGGGCAGUUGCCAGUCAGUGUUGUGCAGCCGCGGGGAGCAGGUGUGGUUCCCGGCUCUGUCCCUCUGUCCUUUUCUGUAGACCCAAGAUGUCGCUGUUAGCAACAGUUAAAAACCCGCGUUUGUAUGUGUUUACGCUGGUCUCUGCCUUUCUCCUGGUGGUGCUCUUGUACAUAGGACAGGAGCACAUCGUCGACUACACAGGCCAGACACACUCUCAAG